AGUGGUUCCCCGAUCCUCGUCGGCCUUUGGUCCUUGGGUUCUCACUGAGGGAAGAAAGAAAGAUCCUCCUGCCGAGAGAACUAGUCCACUACGUGUCUUCCUCGCCGAUUCGCUAUUCACGCUCGUGUGAGGAUGUCUACUGUUCAGUGGCUGUAAUCAGUUCUGAGGUGUUGAUACUCGAGGUUCAUUCCAUUGUCCAUACAUUGUUGAGGAACAGGUUACAGAUUCCCUCUCCUCAAAGUGCACUCACUCACCAUACUUAAGAUAGCCGUGCUUCGUUCUCUGAGUAAUUCGUCUUUAUGGCAAUUGUGAUUGGAGGCAAGAAAACCUGUCCAGGUUCAGCAGACUUGGUGGAUAAUUAGGUCUUGGAAGAUGCUCCAGUUGAUCCCAUCCGGAUCGAGGCAAGAAAUUGAACGAAAUUAAGUUGGAAAUCCCAGGCUGCUUCAAACGGAAUCCAUGAAACCAGACAAGGACCGGCUCUAACCCGGGGAUUGUGUUGCCCUCUUGGGAAAUCACCAUUAGCCACAAGCGGAAACUCGACCAUUCAUCCCUUUUUUUGAAUGACCUCCAAAAUGCGACGAGCCUCCAUUGAGGCCAUCGAGCGAAUGGUCAAAGACGUCUCCGCCACGGAGGCUGAGGCUACCAGGGAUCGGCGGUUGUCUCUUACAAUGAUGAACUGCAUUUGGGCACGACACACGGAUGCGGAGACGGUGGAGCCAGUACAAGGAGAAAUCACAGGUUCUGUUCCCAGUUGGCUCAAGGGGACUUUGUACCGGGUAGGCCCAGGGAUUAUACAAGUGGGAGAUUCCUGCUACAACCAUCCGUUUGACAUGCUAUCAGUUGUACAAAAAUAUACUGUUGGCCCCGAUCCAGAAGACGUAACAUACCGCAACAAAAUAAUCGAUUCAAAGUACAGAGACCAAGCACAAUUGGGCGGUCCAAUCACUGUUCAAACCGACCCAUUUCGAACGAAACUUCAAAGAUUUACCUCGAUGUUCCACAAUCGAAGACGUUCCUCUUUGACAAAGAACGGUUUGGGCGGACUUUUGGGAGCAGGAGGAAGUCCAGGAGGAUCGGGAAUUUGUGACAACUGUAUCGACAACAUUUGCUUCUUUGGUCAUGAUAUGUAUAUCAUGUCUGACAUCCCGCAUAUGUUGAAGAUCCAACCAGACUCUCUGGAAACAUUGGGACAGGUGGAUCUGGAAGAAAUCCUGCCUAUCAAAGUGGCCUCGGCUCACCCUCAAAUAGACGAGGACGGAACUGUCUGGAAUAUUGGAACAAAUUUUGAUGCCAAAAAAGGUUAUUCAUAUGUGAUCCUAAAAUUUGACAAAUCCAACCCCGAGUGGUCAGGAACCAUGACCCUAGAAAAUGGGAAAGUGUUGGCCGAAAUACCCGCUCGCCACAAACAUGCUCCAUCAUAUUUCCAUUCGUUUGGCGUUACUCGAGAUUUCAUCGUUUUCAUUGAACAGCCCUUGUUCGUCCAAGAUGAGAACCGCAACGGGUGCGGAGGGGAGAGCGGUUCCCUCCAUAACAGCUUGAAGUGGCGAAAAACAGAAAUGGUGUAUUUCUACUUGAUGCUAAAAUCCACGGGUGAGAUCCUGCCAGUUGUUUACUCCUCGGAGCCAUUCUUCUUCUUUCACGUGAUCAACGCAUUUCAACCCGAUGAAAAAUACGUCUUCCUUGACAUUGUUGCCUACAAAGAUGCAGACAUUAUAAGUGAUCUUAAAUUCUCUCACAUCGAAAGAACAGAUCACGUUCCAACGGCCACGCCCAUUCGAGUCAAGCUUCCACUUCAUGCCUCAAUGUCUAACUGCAAGAUUGUUGUACGGAAGGAAUUGUUGGUGCCAGAGACCACAUUGGAGUUCCCCAGGAUUAACUACAAGUACAUGGGUCGACCAAACAAGUACUUCUACGCCCUUGGCAACGAAUACCUCCAUCCAAAUCGGAUCUUGAAAGUGGACACCACUUGUGGUGACAUUACAUCUUGGAAAGAUCCCGGCCAUUUCGUCUCCGAGCCGGUUUUUGUGGCUCGUCCAAACUCCACCAACGAAGACGACGGUGUUCUCCUGUUCACCUUAUUGAGUGCCUCGGCUUUGUGCACGGUUCAAUUGGUGAUUUUAGACGCCAGUGAUUUUGCUGAGGUGGCAAGGAUUUCGUUCCGAGCCAGUGGAACAGUCCCGGAAGGAUUCCAUGGAAUUUUUGUCCAAGAUUCCGAUGAGCACCAUCGAUAUUGAUUUGAUCAUUGCCCUUUAUUUGAAUGCAUUCUAUGUGUGAAAAUCUGUGAAAAACAAAGACAAUUCCCAUCCAAAAACUUACGCACAUUCUUCACAUGUAUUCUGACUCAAAAUUUAUUAUACCUUGCUUUGUCCAUUUUCCCUUACAAUCGAAUUGGUUCAAUAUAACAAAGAAGGCGCCCCUCA
Tigriopus californicus is the source of this 2420-nucleotide messenger RNA. Its product is annotated as carotenoid isomerooxygenase-like. The coding region runs from base 561 to 2234 and encodes 557 amino acids. The record is from RefSeq and is a predicted model, not a curated record. Lineage: Eukaryota; Metazoa; Arthropoda; Copepoda; Harpacticoida; Harpacticidae. Gene Ontology annotation, biological process: retinal metabolic process; carotene catabolic process. The transcript has 10 exons. Gene Ontology annotation, molecular function: beta-carotene 15,15'-dioxygenase activity; carotenoid dioxygenase activity.